Molecule: messenger RNA, 1755 nt
Organism: Charadrius vociferus (killdeer)
Lineage: Eukaryota; Metazoa; Chordata; Aves; Charadriiformes; Charadriidae
Gene: ELL2
Product: elongation factor, RNA polymerase II, 2
Exons: 11
Coding region: 1-1755 (584 amino acids)
Biological process (GO): transcription elongation by RNA polymerase II; positive regulation of transcription elongation by RNA polymerase II; snRNA transcription by RNA polymerase II
Cellular component (GO): transcription elongation factor complex
Molecular function (GO): cis-regulatory region sequence-specific DNA binding
Source: RefSeq, a predicted model, not a curated record
AUGGAAGAACAAGAGGAGAGACUUAUUAAAAUUCCCAAAGUUGAUCUGCCAAAUGAAGUGCAUAAAUUUAACUUCUACUUGUCAAAUGUUGGCAAAGAUAAUCCUCAGGGAAGCUUUGACUGUGUCCAGCAAACGAACUCAAGUUCUGGAGCCUUGCAACUCAGUUGCCUGGGAUCUAUACAGAAUAAAAUUACAGUAUGUGCAACAAGUGAUUCCUAUCUGACGACCAGAGAGCGCGUGACCCAGGCGGAAGAAGAAUUGCGCAAUCGAAGUGCAAAGGUUAUUAAACCUGGUGGACCAUUUUUAGGAAAAAGAGUACAGGUCAGAAGAGUACCACAAAGCAUUCCAGAUGCUGUGCCCGAGAGGAAGAGGUCAACACCCAUGAACCCUGCAAAUAUAAUACGGAGGGUUCACGCACACAACGCUGUCUCUCAGCGACCGUACAGGGACAGGGUGAUUCACUUACUGGCACUGAAGAGUUACAAGAAACCAGAGUUACUUGCUCGCUUGCAGAGAGAUAGUGUCAACCAAAAGGACAAGAAUUCCCUUGGAACUAUCCUUCAGCAGGUAGCCAGCCUGAAUCCAAAGGAUAAUUCUUACACUCUGAAGGAUUAUGUAUUUAAAGAAAUUCAGAAAGAUUGGCCUGGAUACAAUGAAAUAGAUAAACAGUCAUUGGAGUUAAUACUUUCUAGGAAAUUAAAGUCAUCUCAGAAUGCCACCAGCACCAGCCAUUUGGAAUCUCCUGUAACUUCUAAUAAAGAUGCUCCAUCAACUUCUCAGAAAUGGAUUUUGAAUUCUGAUUUUAUCGAUCCUCCCAUGAACAAAAAGCAGAGGAUAUCUCACCUGACCAGUCAAGUCCAGCCGUCGUGUGGUGGCCAUUUGCCAACCUGCUGGCAGAAGGCGGCUGCCGGCCCCCCGCCGCCUCCCCCGGCCCCGGCCGCCGCUGCUCCUGCUCCCCUGCUGCUGCCUCGCACGCUCCCUCCCACCUCCAACCCUCCUCAGACCGCCACCUCCAGCUCCCCCAGCACCCCUGAGGGGCGGGGGACACAGGACCUGCCGGUGGACAGCUUCAGUCAAAACAGCAGUAGCGUCUACGAGGACCAGGAACAGAAAUAUACUUCUUGGACUCCUUCGGGAAUCCCGGCGCCCGCCGUGGUGCAGGGGGAACCUCCCGAGUCCGCAGGGCAGAAGCAUGCGGUGUUGCACAAAAAGCCCAAGGACGUCAAAGAGCAUAAGGAGAAGGACGAAAGCAAAACGCAGGAUACUACCAGUGUGAGCAAGGAGGGGAGACAUCUUAGAAAAGAAGAAACUGCCAAGGUGAAAACGUCCUCCUGUUCCGAUUCAGGUGAAGGAGUUAAAGAAACUUGCACUGCCUCUACAGAUUCUCCUUCAUCAACAAGUGAACAACCGGACUACUUCAUAAAAUACAUAGCUAUAGUCUCAUACGAGCAACGCCAGAGUUACAAGGAUGACUUCAAUGCAGAGUAUGAUGAAUACAGGAACUUGCACGCUCGGAUAGAGCACAUCACCAGGAGAUUCAUGAAGCUUGAUGCACAACGGAAGCUUCUUUCUCCGGGGUCCAAAGAAUAUCAGAUCCUUCAUGAAGAAAUCUUAGAAGAGUAUCAAAAGUUAAAACAGUCUAGCCCAAACUACUAUGAAGAGAAGUGUAGAUGCGAGUAUCUCCACAACAAGCUGUCUCAUAUUAAGAGACUAAUAGGGGAAUUUGACCAACAGCAAGCAGAGUCGUGGCACUAG